Molecule: messenger RNA, 4504 nt
Organism: Ceratotherium simum simum (southern white rhinoceros)
Lineage: Eukaryota; Metazoa; Chordata; Mammalia; Perissodactyla; Rhinocerotidae
Source: RefSeq, a predicted model, not a curated record
UUCUGGCCUUUUUGGCUUUGGUGGCUUCCUUCAAGUGGCUCUGUGGUGUGUGCAGCCUCCUGGUUCUGCUCCCUCCAGCCAUGACUCACAGAGUCCUUCUGUUAACAGCCUUGGCCUUAUGUCAUGGGUUCAACCUGGACACUGAAAACGCAAUGAUCUUCCAAGAGAACGCAAGGGGCUUCGGGCAGACCGUGGUCCAGCUCGAGGGAUCCCGGGUGGUGGUUGGAGCCCCCCAGGAGAUAAAGGCUGCCAACCAAACAGGUGGCCUCUACCAAUGUGACUACAGCACGGGCAGGUGUGAGCCCAUCCGCCUGCAGGUCCCCCCGGAGUCUGUGAACAUGUCCCUGGGCCUGUCUUUGGCGUUCGCCACCAACCCUUUUCGGCUGCUGGCCUGCGGCCCCACCGUGCACCAAACCUGCAAAGAGAACACCUAUGUGAAUGGCUUCUGCUUCCUGUUUGGAGCCAACCUAUUGCAGCAGCCCCAGAUGUUCCCAGAGACCCUCAGAGAGUGCCCUCAGCAGGACAGUGACAUCGCCUUCUUGAUUGAUGGCUCUGGUAGCAUCACCCCAAGCGACUUUCAGCGGAUGAAGGACUUUGUCUCAACUGUGAUGGAUCAAUUCGAAAAGUCCAGAACCUUGUUCUCUUUGAUGCAGUACUCUGAAGACUUCCAGACUCAUUUCACCUUCAAGGAUUUCGCUAACAACCCUAACCCGAGAGCGCUGGUGAGGCCCAUAAGACAGCUGUUUGGGAGGACACACACUGCCACAGGAAUCCUCAAAGUAGUAAAAGAACUGUUUCACAGCAGCAGUGGAGCCCGGGAGAAUGCUCUUAAGAUCUUAGUUGUCAUCACGGAUGGAGAAAAGUUUGGCGAUCCCUUGGGUUACGAGGAUGUCAUCCCUGAGGCAGACCAAGCGGGAGUCAUUCGCUAUGUCAUUGGGGUGGGAGAUGCCUUCAACAGUGAGAAAUCCCGCCAAGAGCUUAAUACCAUUGCGUCCAAGCCAUCUCGUGAUCAUGUGUUCCGAGUGAAUAACUUUGAGGCUCUGAAGACCAUUCAGAACCAACUUCAGGAAAAGAUUUUUGCAGUCGAAGGUACUCGGACAGGAAGUGCCAGCUCCUUUGAGUAUGAGAUGUCUCAGGAAGGGUUCAGUGCUGCCAUCACCUCUGUAAGUGGUCCUUCAUUAAAUUGGGGGGAGGGGGCUUUUACUUAUGUUAACAAAGAAAAAUGUAGGUCUGUGAGGGAAAGCACUUCUCCUCUUAGAUCACCAUCUUCAGGUUAUGCUGUCGAAGUCAUCUUGCGGAGCCCAGUGCAAAGCUUUGUUAUGGGGGCGCCUCGACAUCAGCACACUGGCCUGGUGGUGAUGUUCAAACAGAAUGCUGGUGCCUGGCAGACCAACAGUCGCAUCAAGGGCAGCCAGAUCGGCUCCUACUUCGGGGCCUCCCUGUGCUCUGUGGAUGUGGACAGAGAUGGCAACUCCGACCUGGUCCUCAUUGGGGCUCCCCAUUUCUAUGAGCAAACCCGGGGGGGCCAAGUGUCUGUGUGCCCCUUGCCCCGGGGGAGGGGUAAGUGGCAGUGUGAGGCUGUUCUCCGUGGGGAGCAGGGCCACCCCUGGGGCCGCUUUGGGGCAGCCCUGACAGUGCUGGGGGAUGUGAAUGGGGACAAGCUGAUGGAUGUGGCCAUUGGGGCCCCAGGAGAGCAGGAGAACCAGGGUGCCGUCUAUCUAUUUCACGGAACCUCACGACGGGGCAUCAGCCCCUCCCACAGCCAGCGGAUUGCAGGCUCCCAGCUCGUCCCUAAGCUCCAGUAUUUUGGUCAGUCAUUGAGUGGGGGCCAGGACCUCACAAUGGACGGACUGGUGGACCUGGCUGUAGGGGCCCAGGGGCGUGUGCUGCUGCUCAGGUCCCAGCCAGUGCUCACAGUCGAGGCGACCAUGGAGUUCACACCUACGGAAGUGGCAAGUAAUGUGUUUGAAUGUCGUGAUCAGGUGGUGAGAAAUCAGACUGCUGGGGAGGUCAGAGUCUGCCUCCGUGUCCACAAGAGCACACGGGACCGGCUGAGAGAAGGAGAGAUCCAGGGCAUCGUCACAUACGACCUGGCUCUGGACCCAAGUCGCCAAAAACGCCGGGCCGUCUUUGAUGAAACAAAGAACAGCACACGCAGACAGAUACAGACCUUGGGUCUGAAUAAGAAAUGUGAGACUCUGAAGCUACAGAUAGAGAAUUGUGUAGAGGAUCCAGUGACCCCCAUCGUCCUGCGCCUGAACUUCUCUCUGGUGGGGAAGCCCUUGUCCUCUUUUGGGAACCUCCGGCCAGUGCUGGCUGUGGACGCUCAGAGAUUCUUCACAGCGUCGCUUCCCUUUGAGAAGCAUUGUGGCAAUGACACGAUCUGCCAGGAUGACCUCAGCAUCACCUUCAGUUUUGUGAGCCUGAACACCCUGGUGGUGGGUGGUCCCCGGGAAUUCAAUGUGACAGUGACUGUGAAAAACCAGGGUGAGGACUCCUACAGGACUCAGGUCACCUUCUUCUACCCGUCUGGCUUGUCCUAUCGGAAGAUGUCAGGGAUCCAGAACCAGCUCUCACAGCGAUCCUCGUGCCUGAACUGUGACUCUACCUCCACCGAAGAGCCUGGGGCCUUGAAGAACUGCAGCUGCAACAUAAACCACCCCAUCAUCCCAGACAACUCUGAGGUCACCUUUAAUAUCACAUUUGAUGUGAACUCUACUGCAUCUCUUGGAAACAGACUACUCCUCAAGGCCAGUGUGACCAGUGAGAACAACAUGCCCAGGACCAACAAAACUGAAUUCCAGCUGGAGCUGCCUGUGAAAUACGCUGUCUCCAUGGUGGUCACCAGCCGUGAGGUCUCUACCAAAUAUCUCAACUUCACAGCCUCAAAGGACAUCAGCCGCAUUAUAAACCAUGAGUAUCAGUUCAAAAACUUGGGGCAGAGGAGCCCCCCCAUCAGUGUGGUCAUCUGGGUCCCCAUCCAGCUGAACCAGGUGGCCGUGUGGGACCACCCCCAGCUUACCUUCUCUCAGAACCUUUCCAGUACGUGCCACACCGAGGUGAGGGAACCUCCUGUCUCUGACUUCCUGGCAGAGCUUAAGAAGACCCCAGUGCUGAACUGCUCCAUUGCUGUCUGCCAGAGAAUCCAGUGUGACAUCCCGUCCUUUGGCAUCCAGCAAGAAUUCAACAUCGCCAUCAAAGGCAACCUCUCGUUUGACUGGUAUAUCAAGACUUCGCAUAACUACCUUCAGGUUGUGAGCACAGUGGAGAUCUUGUUUAAUGAUUUGAUAUUUGCCCUGCUUCCAGGACAGGAGGAAUUUGUGAGGGCUCAGACGGAGACGAAAGUGGAGCCGUAUGAAGUGCAUGACCCUCUACCGCUUAUCGUGGGCAGCUCGGUGGGGGGGCUGGUGCUCCUGGCCCUCAUCACUGCCGGAUUGUACAAGCUUGGCUUCUUCAAACGGCAGUACAAGGACAUGAUGAGUGAAGCUUCGCCAUCCCAGUAACGGCUCCUUCCCCACUGAGUGGCCUCUCCUGCAGCAGGCAAGACUUUGGUUAGACCAACAGCAGGUCCCCAGACUGCUGGACAGACACAUCCAUUAGGAGAGGGGGGCGGUGAUGUCUCACUCAGGAAAGACCUGCUUGGGUUUCCAUUCGUGUGUGUGUGCAAGUGUGUGCAUGAGUGUUUGUGUGAGUUGUGUGUGUGACUCAGAUGUCUCUUGCAUGGGGACAGGUGCAUUCAGCACAACCUCUCAGGCGGAAGGGAAUUGCUUGGGCUUCUUUGUGUGUGGGUGAAGGUGCCGUUGGGCCUUCCUCUGGGACAGAGGUGAUGGCAGCUCUUGUGGGUGAACAGAAAGGGAGAUGCAACAGAUCCUCUCCCUGCUGGAGGAAGUGAGACCUCCUAUUGUGAGUGAGCACGCAGACCUGCAGCAGCCUGUGCAGCUGGGACUGAGACCACAUGGAGAAGCCGUGAUGGAACCAGGAUCUGGUCAGCCAAGAGGGGCCUGUCCAACUCAUUCCACACUAGAGCUAAAUACGUCCAAUGAGCAAUGAUGCACCUCCCUUUAUCCAUUUAUUUACUAUUUUAAUGUUACUCUUAUUUUUUGAAUGGAUAAAACUAUCACAGUACAAAAAUCAAAGAUGUGCAGGGGUGUGUGGUGAAAAGUCUCCCUUCCAUCCUGGUCCCCCCGGCCAUUCAAGUCCCUCCUAAAGGACAGUCAAGAUUAUGUGUUUUUGGGUCACACACACACACACACACACACAAGCUUUUUUACACAAACGGUAGCAUAUGUCAUUUAUACUGUUCUGCCUCUUGCUUUUUCAUUAAUAUAGCUCAGACAUUGUUACAUAUCAAGACUCAAAAUACUUUUUCAUUCUUUUAUACAGCUGCAUAGUAUUCCAUCAUGUGGGUGGAUUAUAAUGCAUUUAACCAGUCUCCUUUCGAUAUAUUAUUUCCAACCUCUCACAAUUACAAAUAAUGGUGAAUUAAUAAACUGAAUAUAUAUCA